Molecule: messenger RNA, 2919 nt
Organism: Corapipo altera (White-ruffed manakin)
Lineage: Eukaryota; Metazoa; Chordata; Aves; Passeriformes; Pipridae
Product: hydrocephalus-inducing protein homolog
Exons: 15
Coding region: 1-2844 (947 amino acids)
Biological process (GO): axonemal central apparatus assembly; cilium movement
Cellular component (GO): axoneme
Source: RefSeq, a predicted model, not a curated record
AUGCAGAAGGUGAAGGAGCGGCUGCUGUGUCAUGCCAUCGUGGGGAAGGAGAAGAGAAAGAAGCAGAUAAUGCAAGUGGAUGUCAGCUGCGAGUUCAUUUUUCCCCUCGUGCAAAUAUCUUCCAGAGAAAUCAUGUUCCGUGUGGAGAAGUCGCCCAGUGAUGUCCUGACUCUCCUAUAUAAGCCUCUGUCUUUAAAAAACAACUGUUCCCUGCCACUCAGCAUUGUGCUGGACUUGAAGAAGCCAUUCCUAAUCUGUGAUGUGGACCAGCAGCCCCUCCCUGAAGAUGCUCAGCCCAUAAAACUGGACAACGGGGAGAAACUUCAUCUCCACAUCCAGUUUAACCCAGCUUAUAAAAAGGAUUUGAAUAGCUGGGUAGCAGAGAAGACACUGACCAUGAGGUUCAUGGAGCAUCCCCAUGAGGAGCAGAUCACCAUUCGGGGAGAAGUCCACUUCCCAAACCUGCAUAUCCAGACCAAGGCCCUGGACUUUGGCUACAUCAUGAAUGGCACUGAGAAAGUGGAUUGUGUGGCAAUGACCAAUUGCAGCCCAAUCCCUGUCCACUACCACUGGUCCUUCCAGACAGACAGCCAGGUGAACACCAUAAGGUUCAACCCUUCACCACCUAAAUUCAAACCCAAACCACCAAAGAAGGAGAGAGACUCUUUGAAGUACUCAGUGUUGCCAAGGAGGCAGUUCAGUGCUGAAAGUGUGGAGGAGCCAACUAAAGGCCUUGAAGCAGUGCAGGAUCCUGCCCAACAGCCAGCAGGUUCAGAGGAUGUCCUGGGAGCAGUGCAGGAUCCUACCCAACAGCCAGCAGGUUCAGAGGACUCUUUGGGAGCAGAGCAGGAUCCUGCCCAACAGUCAGCAGGUUCAGAGGAUGUCCUGGGAGCAGUGCAGGAUCCUGCCCAACAGUCAGCAAGUUCAGAGGAUGUCCUGGGAGCAGUGCAGGAUCCUGCCCAACAGCCAGCAGGUUCAGAGGAAUCCCUGGUAGCAAAGGUGCUGCCAUCCACUGCUGUGGAGCCUCUGAGCCUGGAGACCAUGAAGGGAUUGAGGCAAUUCAUGGGGGUGGAGAACCUUGCCUUGAGAAUGGAAGAGGUUUUCGAUGUCCAGCCGUUGUUCGGUGUGCUGCAGCCAGGUGAGAGCCAGCACGUGCUCUUCACCUUCUUUGGCCACCCCAACAUCGUCGCCCGUGUCACGGCGCUGUGCCACGUGGAGGGAGGCCCCACCUACGAGGUGGAGCUGAGUGGGGGGACUUCGGACCUCAGCUACCACCUGGACACCUAUGACAUCGACUUUGGGCUGCAGCUGUUUAACGAAGUCAUCCAAGCAGAGGUCACCCUGCAGAACACCGGGGUGAUUGGAUUCAACUACAAGGUGCUAGACCCCAGCACUGCCAGGGCAGACAGCCCUCUGCCUGGUGAGCCCGUGGUCGUGCCCAGCACGGGUUACAUUGAACCUGGGAAGGAGCAAGUGUUGAAAGUCUAUUACCUGCCAGGAGAACUAGGAGUCUUCUGCAGCACUCUCCAGAUCCAAGUGGGUCACCUGGAACCAGCAGAAAUCUCCCUGAAAGGAGAGGGAACCUUUCUUAGGAUCUCUUUGGACCUGCCCUGGAUUGUCAAAGGGCAUGAAAUAUUUGAGAAGAUACUGAAAGAGAUAAAAGAAAAUGUGCAAGAAGACAGGCAGAGUGAUGAAGCAGAUGUUCUGUCAGAGCCUGCAUCCGUAGAGCCAUCCAUGGAUGACCCUGGCAUCGAGGAGCAGCAGCAUCCACUUGCCCCAGGAAACGAGGAGAUACUGAAAGAGACAAUAGAAAAAGAGGAAGAAGAGACUCAGAUCGAUGAAGAAGUUGCUAUCGAGGAGGCGUCCGAGGAAUCGUCCGAGGAAUCGUCUGAGGAAUCGUCUGAGGAGUCAUCUGAGGAGUCAUCUGAGGAGUCAUCCACAGAGUCAUCCACGGAAUUGUCCACAGAGCCAUCCGAGGAGCCAUCCGAGGAGCCAUCUGAGGAGCCAUCCGAGGAGCCAUCCGAGGAGCCAUCUGAGGAGACAUCCAAGGAGCCACCUGAGGAGCCAUCCAAGGACCCACCUGAGGAGACAUCCAAGGUGCCAUCUGAGAAGCCAUCCAAGGUGCCAUCUGAGAAGCCAUCCAAGGUGCCAUCUGAGAAGACAUCCAUGGUGCCAUCCAUGGCUGCCCGUGACACUGACUCUGACACUGACGAUGGCAUCGUGUGGGACACUUGGAUGCAGAGAGAGAUGGAGCAGAUGCUCAUAAAGCAGCAUGUCCUGGAGCAGCAGAGAAUUGUAACCUCCCGUCCCCCAGAGCUCAGGGGCUUUGACAAGAACAUUCGUCAGAAGCUUGUCCAGGUUGAGCUGCCCGACUACAUCCUGGACAUGGGCAGCGUCACUCGCUGUGACACUGAGACACACACUGUGGACAUCACCAACACCGGGCCCCUCCCGGUGUCCUUCCAGAUUGAGACACGUGUCCUGCAGGACAAAGGUUUCAGUCUGGACCUGGACCAGGUGCAGUGCCUGCCCUACUGCAACACUCAGAGGAUUGAAGUGCUUUUUGACAGUACCAACUUGCCAGUUGGAGAGGUGGAUGCACGCCUGCCCAUCGAGGUAACAGGAAGCUACACAGUUCACAUCCAUCUCUUUGCUACUGUGACUGAGCAUAGCAUCCAGAAAGAAGAGCCUCCUGACCUGCACAGCCCCUCACCAUUGACGUGCUCUGAGAGAGGCAAGAGACGUGACGGCCGGAGAUCUAAAUCUGCCUUUAAAAGGAUUUUCCAAGCUGAGAGGCCAACCAAGGGUGGAGAAAUGAAAUCAGCCUCUAAAGAACCCAAUUAACCGAGAUAUGAACAAAUUGAGCAAUAAGAACCUGGAGGACUGGCAUUGGCACACCUCCUUUACCAAUAAAGCAGG